This is a messenger RNA of Serpula lacrymans var. lacrymans S7.9, 3365 nucleotides long. RefSeq lists its product as uncharacterized. Lineage: Eukaryota; Fungi; Basidiomycota; Agaricomycetes; Boletales; Serpulaceae. Gene Ontology annotation, molecular function: phosphatidylinositol-4-phosphate phosphatase activity. The transcript is spliced from 19 exons. The record is from RefSeq and is a predicted model, not a curated record. Gene Ontology annotation, cellular component: endoplasmic reticulum. Gene Ontology annotation, biological process: phosphatidylinositol dephosphorylation. The coding region runs from base 1 to 3231 and encodes 1076 amino acids.
AUGAAGCGUUUCUUCUCCAAGCCGUCCAGUUUAAAGAGUCCAACGCAUUCGCCAUCCAGAUCACAAACUGUUUCUCCACCGCCCAGUAUCCAAGUUCCCACUAGCACUCAGGCUGGCAUCGCGCACACGACCGGUCUUCAACCUAGCUUUGUCGUUCCUCCCGUCCCACACCCACAUCCUCACGAAUACAUCGCGUUACUUGUCUCGAACGAUGGUCUGUUAAUGCGCCCUCAUGCGCCCGGGCUCAAGCAUCCAGGCGCUCACGUCCGUAUCGCUUGGGGGAAACAAGUAAAGGUCGAGGAAGUAUCAGGGGAUGGUGAAGAUCCAAGCAGAGAUUGGUCUGAGAGUACAAUAAUAUAUGGCAUUGUCGGAAUCUUGGAGCUUUUCUCUGCUUCCUAUCUACUGGUUAUCACCUCAAGAUCAGGCAUUGGCAGCUUGUUCGAUGACAAUCACGCAGUGUAUGGGGUAAAGAGUGUUACUGCAAUUCCUCUUGUACAGGACCGAGCUCGAACGGCCUUGAAUACCAUGGCAUCGCGAAACGCUGAUGCCAACAGACCAUCUCUGAUACCCAGUGACACAUCAGGUCGUCUUGAUACUACUCGAAGCACUUCAUCUCAUUUGAAUGUAUCCAGCAGCUCGGAGGCAGCGUCUCCUCACGUCAAGUUUGCUGAUGAGGAAGAUGUCAGACUUGUGACGCCGCUAACAGCUCGAUUUAGCGGCGAAAGCAACAGGUCACCAUCCCCUGCUUCCUCAGGGGCUUCUACACCAGGGUCGGAGGAGUCUAUGAGUACCUCUCCCGUAGCGACAACUAUUGCCAACCGUUUAUCUUUCUGGACAAGGCUGUCUAAGCGAACAUCUACCAGUGCUCCUACAAUGACAUUGGACAAAGACGACACUAGUGGUGCCUCACAGUCCCUGUUGGAGGAGCGAGAGUCUUUGGAUUCGAUCAUUCAAGGAGUCCAAGGAGUCCAAAGCGAACCCGAAAAGGUUAUUGAUUCAAUAAUUGCAGCUACUGCUCCUCCACCCACAUCUUCUGAUGAGAAGCACUCGGAACUUGAAGACCGAAUAGUGCGAGAGUGUAUCAAAGAAUUUACAAAAGGGGGCAUGUAUGCUGCAUAUAAUUUUGACAUCACACGAUCUUUGCAGCACAAACAAGAACAAUGUGUAAAAUCUCACAGGCAAGACUCCCUUCUCGCGGACCUCAAUGCACUGGAUAAGAAAGUUGGACCGCUCGACGACAAGGUUGAUGUUCUAGCGGAACCCUUCCCCAUGUUACCAUUGUGGCGGCGAGUUGAUCGCCAGUUCUGGUGGAAUGAGUGGCUCUCAAAACCAUUCGUUGAUGCAGGGCUGCACUCUUAUGUUCUUCCGAUCAUGCAAGGGUACUGUCAGUUUUCAAAAUUUGACUUGCCUGCCGAUCCCACUGUCCGCAAAGAUGAGCAUAUAGCUCCAAUUGAUUAUAUUAUUAUCUCUCGACGCUCGAGGGAUCGAGCAGGACUACGGUAUCAGCGGAGAGGUGUAGACGACGAGUCUCGUGUUGCUAAUUUUGUAGAAACGGAGACAAUAAUGAGAGUCCAGCGGAACGGUAUCUCGAACGUUUUCAGCUACGUGCAAAUUCGUGGUUCAAUUCCUUUGUUCUGGACACAAUCAGGUUACAGCUUGAAACCUCCCCCGCUACUAUCUCCAGAGAGAACCCGUGAGCAGAAUGUGGAUGCUUUACGGCGACAUUUCCAGAGAAACGUACCCAAAUACGGACCUCAUACCGUAGUCAAUCUUGCAGAAUCGCAAGGGAAAGAAGGGGCUAUCACGCAAGCAUAUCGCUCCUACAUGAAAGAAUUGAAUUAUAAAGAUGCUCGAUAUUGUGAAUAUGAUUUCCAUAACGAAACUAAGGGGAUGAAAUAUGAGAAUAUAUCCAAGUUAGUAGAUAACAUGGAACGCGUAUUCGAAAGCCAAGGAUACUUUUGGAUAUCGAAUGAUAUGCUACUAUCGAAGCAGAAGGGCGUUUUCCGCGUUAAUUGUAUAGACUGCUUGGACAGGACCAAUGUUGUGCAAUCGGCUUUUGCUCGACAUGUUAUGAACAUUCAUCUAGGAGCUGUCGCUCUCUUAAACCCAUCGGAAAAUGGGAGAUCAGAUACUGAUAUUAUAUUUAAUGACGUUUGGGCCAAUAACGGGGAUGCAAUAAGCCGUGCAUAUGCAGGGACAUCUGCAUUGAAGGGCGAUUAUACUAGAACUGGAAAGCGGGAUCUAGGUGGGCUACUGAACGAUGGCGUGAAUUCUCUUGCGAGAAUGUACAGUGCUACAUUUAGCGAUUGGUUUUGUCAAGCUGUUAUCGACUUCAUGCUGGGAUACCGCACUAUUUCUGUUUUUUCAGAAUUUUUACUGAAGCUUCAGUCCACGGAUCCAAGAGAGCUCAUUCGCUUGUCCAAGAUACGAGCGGAAGCCAUUGCAACUUCUGUAUCUCGUGUACUCGACGAAGGUGAACGCCUGAUGUCAGGCUGGACCGUGAUUGCCCCAGAACAGCUCAAUGUGAAAAUGGGAGAUAAAUUUGAAGAGAAAGUACUCCUUUUGAGUGCUCGUGCUUUAUAUAUCAUAAGUUAUGACUAUACCCUGGAGAAGGUCAAAAUGUAUACCCGUGUACCAUUAGGAGACAUCGUUAAGAUUACGAAAGGUGCCUACAUAUUAUCUCCUUUAGAGGAAGCCAGCCGAGAUCCUGUCCAGAACGCAGGCUUCACAGUUUCAUGGCUUCAUAGCCAGCAAAUCAGUACCCGCCUAACGAGCUACUCGUAUAGAAACCGUCCAGAAGAUGCCCCAGCUUCAUUUUUUGCAACUUUGAAAUCAAGAAGUAGCAUUAUAAAACCUGCUUUACCCAGUAGAGGUCCCAGUUCCGGCUCAGGACCUGGUUUGUCCCAGAUCAUGUCCCAAGCUUCACCUGUAGCAAACGAGACAAACUUCGCAGCAUUUAAAGUGCUACCUGUCGACCCCACACGUACCCGGCGCGGAUCUAGCAUUGGAUACGCAGAACCUGCAGAUGAUCUGGCAGGUGCCAGCAGUUGUCAGGAAGUGGUGAAUCUCAUGGUCGAUGCUGUCAAACGAGCCUGUGAUGAUAUUGGUGGGGUACAUGGAGAUUUCAUCGCUGAGGAAGACGUCGUUAGCGUUACCGAUGCACAACGAAUGACCAGUGUAUACGCUAAAAUGGAAUAUGGAGUUAAACGCCUACUUUGGCUUGGGGGUUGAGGCCGAGGCUUCAAUGAGUUUCACAGAGCCACACUCACGAAUCCUUCCUUACGACUUACAAAUGCCCUAUUUGACUGUAAGAAACGAUCACGUCACACUAAACUUGAGCAGUGAAUAAAAGUAGAAUUUUCAAC